AUGAGGCAAAAAAUUAUUUUGUGUUGUUUAAUUGUUACAAGUGUGAGAGGAGAUAAAAUAGACAUUUACGAUACGAAAAUAGACUCUACAGAACGUCUUAAGAGCGAUGCGAUAAGUCUCAAUAUUUAUAUGAUUCUUAGGGAGUUGGUUGAAACGUGUCUGACGAAUAAUUCGAAUCCUGUAAUGAUCUCCAAAGAAUUAUUCGACUAUAAUUGGAAUCCAAAUAAAAAUCCACUAAUUAUAAUCGACAACGUAUUCAAAAAGCAGAUCACAAGUUUUUUCCCUGCGUAUCCAACGUACGUACUUUUUUUUCAGUCGAUUGAAAGUCUGAAGGAAAUUAUUAAUCAUCUCAAGCAAUCGGCACUGUGGAGCAUUAAAUCACCCUUUGUGAUCGUGGAAACCGAAUCACGUUGCAAAAAUACUAGAAGAGUUCUAGAAUUCUUGUGGAAGAAGGAUUUAUUGUCAGUCUAUUACUUGUGCAACAAAAAAGAUUUGACGGCUAUCUUCACGCUGAAUCCUUAUGCAAGUUAUGCUCCAAAGCCGUGGGUCCUAAUUGAGAAAUUUGGUGACAGUACCAAGAAUAUUACCUUCUACAGCUUACAAUAUUCAAAAGACCCAGAACUUUGUAAAAGUAUAACUUUCGAAAAGACGGAUCAUUUAAAAAGUGCGGACAUAAAGUUUACAUAUUUCUCUUCUACUGAUAAGCUGUUAAAGAAACAAUUUCAUGAUGAUCAACUAAAAGAAUUGAUAAAUAGGAAGGUAACGAAUCUAUUCAAUAUACCGGCUUAUAUUAAUGCUACCCCGACACUAGAGAUUAUUAAACGUGCAAAUUCAUCUCAAUUAACGCAAGGUUUCAUUCAACAAUUAGUUGAUCAAACACAUGACGUUCAUGGGUCAUUGAUGCCGGUAACAGAAACUGAUUAUAAGUAUGUAGAUGUAAUUGCGGACUAUUUUCACGAACAUGAGUUCUUUAUCUUGACCAAAAAGGCAGAUUUUUUUACUGUAAUCAACGAAGUAUCUAGCGAUGUAGACUUUGUAGUUAUGACAAUCGCGGUGUUUGUUAUGUUCACGAUAGCUUUGGUGCUCAUCAACAAAGAAGACAUAUGCGGGGCUUUAAUGGAUAGCAUGAGAUUAGUAGUCAGCAUGGGACUUGAAUCUCCGCUUAACCGACUGGCGAUGAAGUUCAUAUUCUUUUGUGGAUUUCUGUUCGCGUUCUUAAUAGUUCCCGACUUUCAGGGCCACGUAUCUGCAAUCCUGUCAAAUCCUAUGAGACGCAAUUUCGAGACGCUAGAAGGACCUCUACGAAAAUAAGUUCCAUGUGUACUACUUCGACAAAGUGGGACGUCAUAUUAUUAAUAAACAGUUGUGGGUCACUGAUGAAGACACAAAAUAUCUUCAUCCAUGUACUUCUGAAGAGUUGCAAAAAUGUUUUAUAAACGCAAAAACGAAUGUUACAAUAGCUUGUAUACAAUCGAAAAAUUUUAUACAGCGUUUUGCUGCUAGGAACACCGACGUGCAUGUGUCAAAAAUGCCAAUCUUCAAGAAGCAAUUCGUUUAUUGGGCCAGGAAAAACUGGCCCUUAAAGAGUAAGUUCGAUAAAGUGGCGUUGGAGACUUCAGAACCUGGUGUAGUAGCAGAUCUGGAAUCAGCAAAACGGUAUGAAGGAUGAGUCAAAACUAAAACAAUUAAGAAUCGGAUAAAGGCCAGGGAAGAGUACGACCAAUUCGACUAUGAUGAGUUGGUGUUUAUUUAUUAUUUUGUCGGAUUUCUUUCUGCGUUUGGUGCUAUAGUAUAUGUGAUUGAAAUCAUAUGGGCAAGAUGUAUUAGAAUUCAUUUAUA
This is a messenger RNA of Cotesia congregata, 1839 nucleotides long. Lineage: Eukaryota; Metazoa; Arthropoda; Insecta; Hymenoptera; Braconidae. The record is from the annotation of a GenBank genome assembly.